This is a messenger RNA of Eruca vesicaria subsp. sativa (arugula), 2241 nucleotides long. Lineage: Eukaryota; Viridiplantae; Streptophyta; Magnoliopsida; Brassicales; Brassicaceae. The record is from the annotation of a GenBank genome assembly.
CAAAGACAGAGAGACAAGAGUGGUGUGUUUGGUUUGUCGAAAUCUGGGAAUCUUUGUGAUACUGAUUGAUCUAAUAGAGUGAUCAGUAAAUCUUGGAAGCUCUAGUCUGGCGAUUACUGAUCUUCUUUCUUUCUAAUUUCUUCUGAUGUUAAUCUGAAGAGUGAAGAAACAAGAGCGUCUCUGAGAGCGAGAGAGAGGAGAAGAUGAAGAGUGGUGGUGGUGAUGAUGUCGGAGCUUCGUCAGGGCCUUUGGAUUGGAGAUUCUCUCAGGUCUUUGGUGAAAGAAGCGCUGGUGAAGAAGUUCAAGAAGUUGAUAUAAUCUCAGCGAUUGAGUUUGAUAAAUCCGGCGAUUAUCUUGCUACUGGGGACCGUGGUGGGCGUGUUGUUCUGUUUGAGAGGACAGAUUUCAAAAAUGCUAGUGGAGCUAGAAAGGAUCUAGAAGGAACAGAUUAUCCAGUGAGACACCCGGAGUUUCGUUAUAAAACUGAGUUUCAAAGUCAUGAACCUGAGUUUGAUUACCUCAAGAGUUUGGAGAUAGAGGAAAAAAUCAACAAAAUUAGAUGGUCUCAAACAGCCAAUGGUGCUCUUUUUCUCCUUUCAACAAAUGAUAAAACCAUCAAGUUUUGGAAGGUGCAAGAGAAGAAGAUCAAGAAAAUUUGUGACAUAAAUACAGAUUCUUCCAGACCUCUAGGAAAUGGAAGUGUCUCAAGCUCAAGUGAUUCAAAUGUUACAGAUUCAUGUCUCACUAACGGAGGAUCACCUGAAAAAUUAAACAACUAUUUAAGUAAUGAUUACUCAUUUCCUCCAGGAGGCAUCCCAUCGCUGCAGUUACCUGUGGUAAAAACUAGCCUUGAGACUAGCCCUGUGGCUAGAUGUCGAAGAGUGUACACUCAUGCUCAUGAUUAUCAUAUCAAUUCAAUCUCAAACAAUAGUGACGGUGAGACAUUUAUAUCUGCUGACGAUUUGCGAAUUAAUCUCUGGAACUUGGAGAUAAGCAAUCAAAGUUUUAACAUUGUUGACGUCAAGCCUGCUAAUAUGGAAGAUCUAACUGAGGUUAUCACAUCAGCCGAGUUUCAUCCUACACAUUGCAAUACCUUAGCGUACAGCAGUUCGAAAGGUUCAAUUCGCCUGAUUGAUCUGAGACAAUCAGCUUUAUGUGACUCACAUUCCAAAUUGUUUGAAGACACAGCGAUAACAACUUCUAGAUCAUUUUUCACUGAGAUAAUUGCUUCAGUUUCAGACAUAAAAUUUGCUAAAGGAGGAAGAUAUAUACUUAGCCGUGACUAUAUGACGCUUAAGUUAUGGGACAUCAACAUGGACUCUGGUCCAGUAUCAACGUACCAUGUUCACGAACAUUUAAGACCAAAGCUCUGUGAUUUAUAUGAAAAUGAUUCCAUCUUCGAUAAGUUUGAGUGUUGUCUAAGUGGGGAUUGGUUGCGUGUGGCUACAGGUUCUUACAGCAAUCUCUUCCGUGUGUUUGGUGUUUCCCCGGGAAUUACAGAAACUACAACCUUGGAAGCUAGCAGAAACCCAAUGAGGAGACAAGUUACAACUCCUGCGAGGCCAUCAAGACCAUCGUUAAGCAGUAUAACACGCGUGGUUAGAAGAGGUGCAGAGAGUCCAGGAGGCGAUGGGAAUGGUAAUUCUUUUGACCAUACAUCCAAGUUGCUGCAUCUCGCAUGGCAUCCAACAGAAAACUCGAUCGCUUGCGCUGCUGCCAACAGCUUGUACAUGUACUAUGCUUGAAGAAAAAAGUAAACAUACUCAAAAGGAGAAAGAAGCUUGGUUGCUACUUGCGAAACUGAAGUAUCAUAGAUGCUUUAUGUAACAUCAGCAGCAGCAGCAACUUCAUAUCCUUUAUAUGCUCUCUUUGUUUUGUUUGUAUCAUCCUUUGACCUUUUUUUUUUUGAAUUUGAGGAAAUGGCUGGACAUAGCAAUUGGUAAUGAUUUUCUUUUCUUUCAUUACACAAGAGCUAAAACAAGUCCACCGUUUUCUGUUAGAAGCUUUAACUGGUUUUCUGUCUGGAUAACUUAAAAAAAUGGUUGGACAGGAACCAGGAAAGGGGAAUCCGAUUAGAAGAAAAAUCGUGAUUUGUAGUUUUUCUCUCAUAUUACUUGUUGUGAGAGUUGUUUAUUUUGGAUAUAUUCGUGGAACUAUUUUAAGAGUAAAUUUGAUACUAUGUUUUAUUAAGUUCUGUCUGUUGUUUUUUGUUUAAAUCUUUCUUCUUGUUUGUCGUUUCUG